GGUAAUUGUUGCGGCGCGUGUUGAAGAGCGUUGUGAUCAGCUGUAUAGUACCCUGAGAGACAUGACUCAAGAUAGUCAGCAUGGUAAGUGGACCAUCUCUAGCAGUGAUGAUGAUGAGGACCUUCAUCGUUCCAAUACUACGGUGACUAAACCCCCGAGACUGACAGACUCCAACCACAACUCCCACAAGCCUGACUCUAUUUCCAGUUCCAAACAGGACAAGCAGGCACAAGAAACGGCUGCGGUUGUGAAAACAGAACCACAGUUGGCUCCAGUCGGUGCCUCUUCAUCAACACUUGUCAUCGGUUCUGAUGCUAGACAGGCAGCUCAUGCCAGCCAGUUAACUCCAGUAAAAUAUGAAUCUAGUCCAUCAUUUGCUGGAAAGCGGAAAAAAGAAUCAGAUGAUUCUGGCUGGGCCCUCUCAGACAGUGAUGAUGAUGAUGAUGAUGAUGAUGAUGAUGAUAGAGUUAAGAAGGAGAAUCGGAGCUCGGUUCAGCAAAAAGUUCCAGCCGUGAAGUCGAGUCUGAGCCCUAAACAGAAAAAGCCAAAGGUGGAGAAAGAGUCGCGCCCCCCAAGCCCUCAUGGUCGGGUUUACUACAUAGACGAGCCUGAUGACUUUUUUGAGACCAGUAUACCUCAUCUGAAUGAUACCUACAGGUUAUAUUUGAACAAAGUGACGGGGUUGGACAGGAAGUACAACAGUGGAGCCCUGCACAUCAGAGACAUUCUCUCUCCAUUGUUUGGGACAUUGAAAGAAUCAGUCCAGUUUAAUUACUGCUUUGAUAUUGCCUGGAUGGUUCAACAAUACCCGCCUGAGUUUAGGGAUAGACCGGUUUUGAUUGUCCACGGCGAUAAAAGAGAAGCCAAGGCCCGUCUGAUCCAACAGGGUCAGCCGUUCUCUCACAUCCGCUACUGUCAGGCUAAACUGGAUAUUGCUUUUGGAACCCACCACACCAAGAUGAUGUUGCUCUGGUACGAAGAAGGCUUUAGGGUCGUCAUUAUGACCUCCAACCUCAUCAGAGCUGACUGGUACCAGAAGACACAGGGGAUGUGGAUAAGUCCACUGUUUCGACGCUUACCAGCUGGCAGUGCUGCGAGUGAUGGUGAGUCGUCUACCUUCUUUAAGAGGGACCUGCUGGAGUACCUGGCGUCAUACCGUGUCCCAGAACUCAGUGACUGGAUUCAACGAAUCAAAGAACAUGACCUGUCAGAGACCAGAGUGUAUCUUAUUGCCUCCACCCCGGGGAGGUAUGUUGGCUCAGACAUGGAGCGCUGGGGCCAUCUGAGGCUGAGGAAGCUGCUGUAUGACCACACACAUCCUGUUCCCAAUGAAGAAAACUGGCCUGUCAUUGGCCAAUUCUCCAGCAUCGGCUCCAUGGGAUUGGACAAGACCAAAUGGCUGGGAGGGGAGUUCCAGCGCACUCUAACCACCCUGGGGAAAUCAUCUCUUCACCCGGCCCCCCCCAUUCACUUGGUGUAUCCUACUGUGGAGGAUGUGAGGACAAGUUUGGAGGGAUAUCCAGCGGGGGGCUCCCUGCCUUACAGCAUCCAGACGGCUCAGAAACAGCUCUGGCUUCACUCCUACUUCCACCGGUGGAAAGCAGACACCACUGGGAGAAGUCACGCAAUGCCACACAUAAAAAUCUACAUGAGAACAUCACCAGAUUUCACUGAGCUAGUCUGGUUCCUCAUCACAAGUGCCAACUUGUCCAAGGCAGCUUGGGGUGCUUUGGAGAAGAACAACACCCAGGUGAUGGUUCGCUCCUAUGAGCUCGGAGUUCUCUAUCUACCCUCUGCUUUUAACAGGACUACCUUUCCUGUCCAGAAAAAUCAAUUUCCUGCUACCGCUUCCUCCGAUGCAUUCCCUGUGCCUAUAGACCUUCCACCCAAACACUACUCGACAGGAGACCAGCCGUGGAUCUGGAACAUACCGUACACUAACGCUCCUGACACACAUGGCAAUAUUUGGGUCCCCUCCUGAACGGCUCCCAGACUGCCUCCAAGACACAGAACACACACAUACACACAGUACAGAAAUUUGGCUGGAGCUCUCCCGAGGCAUCCAGAUACACACAGAUGGUGCAGUGGCCUGUCUUAUCUCACCCUGAAAAUCUCUUGACACUGCAGACAUUCCAGCAAUGCCACAUUACUACCAGCUCACCUCGUUUGUCUGUGACAGUGUCUUUUUGUCUAUCUGCAUCGUUGGUGUCUGACCCUCUGUCUGUCGUUACCACUCCGUCUGCCUGUUUGUCCAAGCACAGGCAUGGAUUUAAAAGGUGAUUGUGUAAUUUUCUUGUUAGGUUGUAACUGUCAUUACUUUGCGUAAUCAUAGACCUAGUUGUUAUUAGCCAUGCUCAUAUAUUUAUACUGUACUGUAGACUAAGGAGACAUUUUCUAACUGAUAUAUGAAUAAAAUA
Molecule: messenger RNA, 2417 nt
Organism: Lampris incognitus (smalleye Pacific opah)
Lineage: Eukaryota; Metazoa; Chordata; Actinopteri; Lampriformes; Lampridae
Gene: tdp1
Product: tyrosyl-DNA phosphodiesterase 1
Exons: 16
Coding region: 62-1981 (639 amino acids)
Biological process (GO): double-strand break repair; single strand break repair
Cellular component (GO): nucleus
Molecular function (GO): 3'-tyrosyl-DNA phosphodiesterase activity; single-stranded DNA binding; double-stranded DNA binding
Source: RefSeq, a predicted model, not a curated record